Piliocolobus tephrosceles (Ugandan red Colobus) is the source of this 333-nucleotide messenger RNA. RefSeq names its product 60S ribosomal protein L36-like. Gene Ontology annotation, biological process: translation. Lineage: Eukaryota; Metazoa; Chordata; Mammalia; Primates; Cercopithecidae. The record is from RefSeq and is a predicted model, not a curated record. Gene Ontology annotation, cellular component: ribosome. Gene Ontology annotation, molecular function: structural constituent of ribosome. The transcript has 2 exons. Bases 1 to 333 code for a protein of 110 amino acids.
AUGGCUCUGCACUACCCUAUGACCAUGGGCCUCAACAAGGGCCACAAGGUGACCAAGAACAUGAGCAAUCCCAGGCACAGCUGCCGCUGCAGGCGCCUAAUCAAACACACCAAGUUUGUGCGGGACAUGAUCCAAGAAGUGUGUGGCUUCGCCCCUUACGAGCAUCACGCCAUGGAGUUACUGAAGGUCUCCAAGGCCAUGGAGUUACUGAAGACCUCCAAGUUUAUCAAGAAAAGGAAAAGGGUGGGGACGCAUAUCUGCGCCAAGAGGAAGCGGGAGGAGCUGCAAAACGUCCUGGCUGCCAUGAAGAAAGCCACUGCCAAGAAAGACUGA